Molecule: messenger RNA, 996 nt
Organism: Penaeus indicus
Lineage: Eukaryota; Metazoa; Arthropoda; Malacostraca; Decapoda; Penaeidae
Product: contactin-3-like
Exons: 7
Coding region: 1-996 (331 amino acids)
Biological process (GO): synapse organization
Cellular component (GO): neuron projection membrane
Source: RefSeq, a predicted model, not a curated record
AUGAAGUUCCGCGAAGUCCUCGGCUCUGUGAAGAUGACGGCCUGGGUGGCGGUGGCGCUGUGCUGCUGGGACUGGGCCCUCGCAGACUACGACUUCCCCUGGAUGACGGCAGACGGCGCUCCGCCUACCUUCAGGAUCAACACGUCUGAAUACGAGUUCGCGCAUGCCAUCGUCAGGCCAGGCGAGUCCAAAAAGGAAGAGAUCGAGGGGCCUCGCCUGCUGAGUCGCAAAUGGCAGCGCCUCGUCGUGUCCAGGGGCUCCUCCAUCACGCUCAACUGCUCCGUGGCCGACCCCGGAGACAUCUCGGUAACUUGGGCGAGGAAUAAAGAGGUUCUCACAGUUGACAGAUACAGGUUCAGCAGCGACACCCGGCUGAGCCCUCUGCACGAGCCCGGAUCCCGAGAUUACAACCUCAGAUUCUCCAACGUCACGCCGGCGGACUCGGCUGUUUACGAGUGCCACGUUGGGACUCGGCCCGAGCAGAUUGCACGGGUCAAGCUGUCUGUCAUAGAUGCCUACUCGGUGAUCUUCGGGUCGUCGGAGGUGGCGGUGCCCAAGGGCGGGACGCUGUACCUGCUGUGCAUGGUGCUGCAGGUGUUCGACAUCCCCGAGUACAUCAUCUGGUAUCGGAACAGCACCAUACUUGAGUACAACAGGAUGACUAUUUCGGUCGUGACGGAGGAAGAGACUCGCUCCAGCGAACUCAGGAUCCGCAACAUAACGUUCGCGGACGCCGGCAGGUACACGUGCCAGCCCUCGAACGCGUCGCCGGCGCACGUCCAGGUGGAGGUGAUUCGUGACACAAAGAACAAAUCUGGGAAGGCGCAGAAGUGCGACGACUGCGUGCUAUUCCUGCAGCUGGGGGCGACCUUCGCUUUCUUCACCAUCAGUUUCAUCGUGGCCUUCUGCGUGCACGGCCGCCGCAGAAACCCUUGCAAUGACCACCACCUCUCGCAGGAUCGCUACGUCCCGCCAGAUAUUGACAAAUCGCUAUAA